CCAAUACUUUGGCCACCUCAUGAGAAGAGAAGACUCCGUGGAAAAGACCCUGAUGUUGGGAAAUAUUGAGGGCACAAGGAGAAGGGGACGACAGAGGACGAGAUGGUUGGACAGUGUUCUCAAAGCCACCAACACGAGUCUGAACAAACUGCGGGAGGCAGUGGAAGACAGGAGUGCCUGGCGUGCUCUGGUCCAUGGGGUCACGAAGAGUCGGACACGACUAAACAACUAAACAACAACUCUUCCUACUGAUAACCAAUAACAAUAGUCAAACUAGAACUGAAAUGAGAAGCAUUAGUUACAAUGAUUUAACAAUCAUCUCCACGCUACCCACAUAUGUGGAUAAAAGUGCUAUAAAAUCCUCAGGAGCAAUAAAUGUGCUUAAUAGCAGAUAUUGUUGGAAUGCAACAACAUAAAACGCAGUACCCCGAAGGACGAGAUCUGUUGAGAUACUAUUUUGCUCCAGUUUACCUUUGAAGCAGAUUAUGGUGUUCUGUCAGCAGAGGGCUGUCAAUCCUCGUUGAGAGUGGAGAAGCCACUUGUUACCUUGGUGCUCACCUUUCUCUAAAUAAGGUGGUGAAGAUAUAUGAGACUCUUGCUGCACUGUCCCGUGUGUGUGUAUAUAUAUGACUACUGUAUGUCAACUAAAGCUGUGGGGUAGUGGAGCCGGUUAUGUUUGUGCAUGCAUGAAGAAUUAAAAACAAACAGACUUUCCAGGGCUCAGAGGCAGCAGGAAUAACGGAGGCCUGCCAUAAUUACAGCCAUAUUGGGAGUAAUGGCAGCGGCAUGGCUCAGUGGUAGAGCAUCUGCUUUGCAUGCAGAAGAUCGUAGGUUCAAUCCCUGGGAUUCCCUGCUUGAUAUAUUGGGAAGCCACUGCCCAUCACAUGGAGAACCCUGAUGGACCAACCGUCUAACUCAGUACAAGGAAGCUUCUUAUAUUCUUUCAACAGCGUAUAAAAUCGCUUAAUUCUAAGCCUUGUCCUUUAUGAUUGGUAUUUGAUAGCUGCUACAGUUUGCCAGUCCAUCUUUUGCCUUUGCCUGGUUCCUUUUUCAUGCUGUCUUAAUGAGAAGAAGCUUCCAAAUUGCUGCCCACCAAAAUGAUCAUGUUUCUUUUAUUUAUUUUUUAUUUAUUUAUUUUUUCUUCAGUCCUCGGGGAGUGAUUUUUUUUUAAAAAAACAAAAAAACCCCUCAUGAAUCAUGAAAUUCUUCAGGAGAGAUAAAAAGAAUAGCUGUACAAACAUAGUAUUACUAUUUUUUUGUUUACUCUCUCUCCUAUCCUGUCAUUGCUUUUAAAAAGCACUUUCUGCACUUACUAAACUGAUGACCCUGAAAGAAGAAUGCUGCAAUGUCGGUUAUGAAUUUCAGGUUUAGCAAAUAGUAUAAAAGGUUUUGAAUUUGUUCAAAUGAUGUAGAAACCAUUUCUACUCAAGGAGACACAUGACCAUGAUCUGCAGCAAUAUUUCACAUCCCCAACAGCACUGAUAAUCUUUUUAAUAAGCAGGGAUUCUCUGUUUAACAGCUGCAGGAUGAGUCGACACCAGUACUAUGCCUUCUUCCAUCACUACAUUGCCAAGCUGGUGGAAAACCCACCUGUUGACCUCUGCCUGCUAUGCAGAUGUUAAUGGCACAAAGCGUUUGCUAACAGGUGUGUUAAGCCUAAUGUAACUUGCUUUGUCAGGUUACCAUAUUGGGUCAACUGACUCUUGGACCACAAGGCAGAACUUUGUAUGAUGUGCGUGAGUGGUACUCCAUUUAAUAAAAGUUACCAUAAAUGUUUUAGAAUCUAAUGUGCAUUCAUUUGGCCAAUGUGUAGAAAACACAUGUCUAAAGCUGAAUAAGCACUAGCUUUUUCUUGUUUCAAUGUACAUUUUGUUCCCAAUGACUGGCAUCUAUGACCAGUCUGUAUAUAUUUUGCACUCACUGUGUUAAAAGCAUACACACGUUAGAAAUACACGUAUGAUUCUCUGGUGUGGGCUGUCUGCUCCAUCUUAUAAAGUAGGUACGGUAUGUUUGAUGUCAGCAUGACUACCACUCUGGAAACAGAGAGAGAGGAAACUAAAUUCACUGCUGUUUCCUCAGGUUGCAUGUUAUCAUGAUCCCCUUUGUAGGCAACCUGAGAUGUAGCUGAAGUCUUCACCUUUUUCUUGUUCUCAUUAUCUACCACAAAGGUAGACUGACAUGUAUCGAUUAGUCCAAACAGUCAAGUAACAGAUUUUUUUGACUCAAGGAAACUUCCUAAGUUGCAUUCACUGUUUAUUCAAAUAGAACUGGCCCUUUAAGCCAUAUGGACUUUUAAAAUUGUGUUGAUGAUAUAUAUCAUUCUGUUGCUUUUAGAAACUGAAGGCUUUAUGAUGUGGUGGUAUUGUGUGACAGAGUAAGAGACUUGCAGAGUUCUUUUUGUUCCCUCAUUGUUUCCCCCCCUUCUAAUGGUCCUCAGAAGCUCAUUGAGAAGAUGCUGUGGAAAUGACCAGGCUACCCGGGUACUGAGUAUUAAAUGGUCUCUGAAAAUUCUAUUAACUUGUAGUAUGACCUGCAUUGUCUCUGUCCCAUCCCCCACCUUUAUAAAUCUAGUGCCUUUUCCAAUGCCUUACCAAAUGCUUUAUCUUAUGCCAUAAUGCUAGUUUAUGGUUCAUUAUUACUAUAAUGGCUGUUGCUGAGAAGCAGUUUCCAAUACGAAGCAGAUAACUUUAGCCAUCCACUUAUCUGCCUGAGAUUGAGAGAGCCUGGUAACAACAUAGGUUUCUCCAAUACAUCAUUGUGCCUGCACUGCUGUUCGUAGCUGCAGAACACAGCUCUUAUUUCUGGCUAGAAUCUUCUAUCUGCAUAACUGUAAGAGGAGCAGAAUUGUGAACCACCGAGAAGGAAGCUGGAAUGCCCAUUGAUUUUAUAUCACGUCCUGUACCCUCUGCCCAGGAAGAAAGCUUGUUUACAACACCUAGCAAACCUCUCUGCUGAUGCAAUGGAAGACAUAAGUCUUCUCUCUUAUUCGGGCCAAUGGAAGGUGUAGUUUUCUCUGGGAAUCGUUGUUUACUGUUGCAUAUUGAGAUGAAUAUAAAGACGGCAUGGUUGGCAACGCUGAUGGCUUGAAGAAAACCAUCGCCCAUGAGGAAAUAUUAAAUCAGCACCCCAGUCUCAACUGAAGUCAUGGGAUGUGCCACUUCUAUUACAACGAGGCAGGUGAACAAAUCCGAAAGAGCCAUUAAAGCAGCUGUCCUCAUCCAAAGGUGGUAUCGCUCUUAUAUGGCCCGGCUGGAGAUGAGGCGGAGAUAUGCCCUGAGCAUCUUUCAUUCAAUCGAAUAUGCAGAAGAACAAGCACAGCUACAGCUAUCCAAGUUUUUCACAUUCAUGCUGGACCAUUUUACUAAGGCCAAUGAAACUGAUCCAGACGUAAGCUCUAACUUAUUCUCCACCACCAGUGAUCAUACAAUGAGAAAAUAUGAACAGACUAUCGAGGUCCCUGCCUCCUACUAUGGGCCCCACCUUUGUUUCCCCCUCACUGUUGCUGACACUGAUGUUCUUCUUCAGGCUUUCAAGCACCGACAGCACCUCCACGCCCGAUACGUUCUUCAGCUGCUACACGAGACCAGGAAGGUCCUUCAGCAGAUGCCAAACAUCACACACCUGUCCACCUCUUAUACCAAGGAAAUAACCAUUUGUGGUGAUCUUCAUGGAAAGCUGGAUGACCUUUUGCUGAUUUUCUACAAAAAUGGACUUCCUUCAGAGCAAAACCCCUACAUUUUUAAUGGGGAUUUUGUGGACAGAGGGAAAAAUUCCAUAGAAAUACUCAUAAUCCUGUUUGCCUUUCUACUCGUCUACCCUAACCACUUGCACUUGAACCGAGGGAACCAUGAAGACCAUAUCAUGAAUCUUAGGUAUGGUUUCACAAAAGAAGUUAUGAAGAAGUACGAGCGCUAUGGAACAGCAAUUUUACAUCUUCUGGAAGAUGUCUAUAGCUGGCUUCCUCUUGCAACUAUAAUUGACAGCAAAGUUCUUAUUUUACAUGGAGGGAUAUCGGACACUACUGAUUUGAAUUUCCUUAAUUUAUUUCAGAGAAACAAGCUGAAGUCUGUGCUGAGGCCAGUGAAGUCAAAUGCAGAGACGGUCCAUAAGCCACAUGGAGCUAGUCUUGUAGAAAGCCGUUCCCACCGAACGGAGGCCAUGAAGUCCCUUUCCGGGCAGCACACCUCUCUCAAAGAGGCCACGAGGUCCACAUCAUCACCUAGCAAGAGAAGGCGAUACAGUAGGGAUGUGUCUGAUGUCAAAGAGCAUCUCGGCAACGUCCCUGGCAGAGGCAGUUCUAGUCUCCUUCCGGAGGUGCAAUCUCUUAAGCCUCGCAGUGAUACCACAUCGCACACAUCCUCAGAAUUAACAACAAAGGAGUGGAAGCAAGUGAUGGAUAUUCUCUGGAGUGAUCCGAAACAUCAGAAUGGAUGCACACCAAACAAAUUACGAGGAGGAGGUUGUUACUUCGGACCAGAUGUUACUGCCAGGUUGCUAAGACGUUAUAAUUUGAAAAUGCUCAUCCGGUCUCACGAAUGCAAACAGGAUGGGUAUGAGAUCAUUCAUAAUGGAAAGGUUAUCACUAUUUUUUCUGCUUCAAACUACUAUGCAGAGGGAAGUAAUCGCGGUGCUUACAUCAAACUAAACCCAGAUCUGAUCCCUCGUUUUGUUCAGUAUCAAGUCAGCAAAUCUACACGCAAAGAGACGCUUCAUCAGAGGGUGACUGCAAUUGAGCUGUCUGCUUUGAAGUGCUUGCGAGAGAAACUUUACACACACAAAUCGGAACUGAUUGCUGCUUUUAGACAGUACGAUCCAAAUUGCACAGGGAAGAUUUCUCCCGGUGAGUGGGCUUCAGCAGUGGAGUCUGUCUUAUGUCUCGAUGUCCCCUGGAGAACAUUGCGUUCACGGCUGGUUUACCUGGACCAGGAUGGUAGAGUUGAAUACCUUUCAUAUUUUGACAAUUUUGAAAUCCAACUACCUAUCAAAGAGGUCCAGCCAUUAUUGGUGGAAACCCUGUGUAGAUACAAAGCUGAUCUGAAGAUUAUCUUUAAUAUGAUUGACAAAGAUCAUUCAGGUCUUAUCUCUGUUGAUGAGUUCCGUCAGACAUGGAAGCUCUUCAAUUUGCACCUGAAAAUCAAUGUGGAUGAUGAAUCCAUUGACAGCUUAGCCCAUAGCAUUGAUUUCAACAAAGAUGGUAGCAUUGACUUCAAUGAAUUUCUGGAAGCUUUUAAUGUGGUCCAUAAAUUUGAGAAUAGGCACAAUCACUAAAGAAGCUGAAUUCCUGACAAGCACUGCACAUUUGCUUAAAAUAAAUUGCUGCCUUAAUACUGUUAAGUUCAAUUGAGCAGCAUUCCUAGAAAACAGACUGGCUGGGGAAGGCACUGCUUCAUGAUAUGUAAGCGUAGCUAUAUGGCAGAAUGCUGCUAAUGAGAUGUAUAGGUAGAUAUAAAAAAUAUGGUUAAAACACAUAUAAACCAUGCUGCCCACAAUAACUGCUGUAGUGCCAUAUUGAUAAUCUCAGGGUUACUCUGAUAAUGGUUCCUUUAGGUGGCUUUUUCAUAUGCAGUGUUUUCUCUCUUGUGAAACAUACAAUUGUGUCAGACAAUUUUUUAAAAAUCCAAUCAUGUUUCAGGUUUGAAGAACAGUGUAUGUCUUGCUGGUUAUAGAUCUCUAAUGGGGCAAAACUGAUAUUCCAUGAUCUCAAAAACUAGCAAAAAUUAAGGUGCCCUUUCUGUGUUGUUUCUAGAAAAAGUCCAUUUGCAGCCUCAUUCACUUGGAAAAUCAUAGUUUUGCAUUGUAACUUUCCUGCAGUUUGCAUGAUCUCAGCACUGCUGCUCAUGUGACAAAAAAUGGGGCAGUGUCCCAGCAUACAGUUCUUCUCCAUGAUUUAAAAUUUACUGCAAUGUGGCAGUAUAUUGAUUUAAAAGCUACUGUUUCAUAUUGCAGCAGGUAAGCACAGUGUAAAAGGAAUGUUAGAAAUUGGGACAGAAGUUCUAGCAUUAUAACCAAUAAAAUUCACACUUCUGAAUGCAGCCUUAGUUUUAAAAACAACUGAUAAGAGACAUCUAGGUGUACUAGUAUAAAAUGUCAUCAUCCAAAUGUCAAGGACCAAAUGGAGCGAAAAGCACGCAGACCUAGUGGUGGGAGGAAAUUAUCCGUAAAUAAGAGACAUGGGGGAAUGAUAAAUGGUCUUCAAUGUCUGUAUACUAAUGCACAGAGCAUGGGAAAUAAACAAGAUGAACUUGAGCUCUUGGUACAGCAAACUAAAUAUGACAUAAUAGGCAUCACUGAAACCUGGUGGGAUGAGUCUCAUGACUGGAAUGUAGUAAUAGAGGGAUACAAUCUAUUUAAGAGAAAUAGACCAAACAGGAAAGGAGGAGUAGUAGCUUUAUAUGUCAGGGAUGUGUAUACCUGUGAAGAGAUCCAGGAUUUAAAACUUCAAAGCCAAAUUGAGAGUAUCUGGGUCAAAAUUAAGGGAGAGAAAAAUAACAGUGAUCUC
Messenger RNA from Zootoca vivipara (common lizard), 6499 nucleotides. RefSeq names its product protein phosphatase with EF-hand domain 1 (gene PPEF1). NCBI's taxonomy places the organism in Eukaryota, Metazoa, Chordata, Lepidosauria, Squamata, Lacertidae. The record is from RefSeq and is a predicted model, not a curated record. Gene Ontology annotation, molecular function: iron ion binding; protein binding; manganese ion binding. Gene Ontology annotation, biological process: detection of stimulus involved in sensory perception.